This is a messenger RNA of Vitrella brassicaformis, 3450 nucleotides long. The record is from the annotation of a GenBank genome assembly. Lineage: Eukaryota; Vitrellaceae.
AGGAAAAGCAGACGCCCCCAACGGCAAGGCGAGUCAGUGAGGUUCACCACCAGGACGAAACAACUGCAAAACUGGUAUUCCAGCUCCAAAACCGUUUUCCGUCCCCAAAACUUGGGCCCCCAACGGAAAACCGGACCCGCUGCACAGAAAACCGGACCCGCUGUAUGAGUUGCCCUCCUCCGUCGGGGGGUCGGGACUCGCUCCGCGUUCCGGCGGCCGCGUCGCGAAAUGCAUGCAAAGCCCCCAAGCUCGUAUGGAAGCCCCCAUCAAGAAAGACGGUACCGAAUGAAAAAGUCUCGAUGGCCCUCUCUGUUGCCUCUUGGUGGUCUCGCGGCGGGGGUCAGCUCUGCCGGCUCCUCUGCGGGCGUAAUACUAUCGUGUCGACCGAAACUGACAUAGCGAAAGGGAAGAAGCACAGCUGAUUUGUGUUUUGUCGUGCUAUUCACCGUCGCAAAUGGAUGUACCACUUUCACAUGCAGCGCUUAUUUUUCACACAACGUUCACAUCACAGGUCCACAUUCGUAAUAGCCCACAGGUCUUCAGGCAUCAACUUUGUGAAAAAACCACUUGCUGCUCUGUGCCCACAAAAUGCGCGUGGACCCUCACUCCCUCUCAUUUGGCUGCUGUCUUGAGUGCCGUGCAAAUCUCUUCGUAGUGGGGGAUGGUCGCAAUGUCCCCGUAACACACCACGGUAGGGCGCUUCUGCAGCAUCUCGGUCGCAACUCUGUGCGUAAAAGAUCAAAUGCACGUCACGGGUGGAUGUUGAUUGGAGUUGACGUGACAGUGUGUCCGUGGAUGUACCUGGCGAUGUCCUUUUCGGUGACGGCAUCGAUGGCCGCACAGAAGGCAUGGCCGUCCACCACCUUGCCGCUCAUCAGCAGCUGGCGAGCCACAUCCUCCAUCACGAUGGCACGAUUCUCUGAAUAAACGCAUCAUGUGCAGAGUGCGGCAGAAACGUUUAGUGCGAGGCUUGUGUCCCGCCCACCGAGGUUCAUCCAGAUGGAUGCUUUGAGGCAGUUCUUGGCCCGCUUGAGCUCCUCAGCAGUGACGGUCUUCAUCUUGACCAGCUGGUCGCACAUGACAGCUAUCGCCUCGGUGCCCUGCCCGCACAGAUGGAUACGUCUGUGUGCAGAGACAAGGGCAUUUAUGUGUUUGUCACCUGCAGGGGUGCGUGAACGAAGUAAAGUCCAAAGAGCCCCGAGUCAGAGUACAUGGUGUUGAACGCCACGCACGACUCAAGCCAAUUGUGCCUGUUCAGGACUGAACCCCGCAGACAUGCAUGAAAUCCAAAUGUGUAUAUACGAAUGUAUCAGUGUUGGCACCCACCGUCGGUGUAGAGUCGUGUGUGGAUCCCUUUGCCGGGUCCGCCGGUGGAGAAUGAGCCGCCCCCGCCCAGCAGCGUCUGCAGCACCGUCGCAGCCUCCAAAUCCCUGGAGUUCCAACCACCCUGGCAGAUACACACAUAGGUACAUAGGUGCACACACGUUUCGGCCACACGCAUGUAUGGGUGUGGAUCCAUGCAUAGUUUCUGGAUACAUCCAAUCGAUCUGACCACUUCAAAUCCGAUGGCCGUGUGGCAGACAGGUAGGUUGGCCUCAAUGCGCUGGUCGCCGCCUGGUGUACACCACAGGACAUCCGACGCACGUCGUUACAUUCGCAAUGCCUGCUUACCAGUGUAGAUUGGCUUGAUCUCUGGGCGGUCCUGGUGUGGGAUGGCUGCUCACAAAUGUGCACACAGGGUUAUGAGUGUUGACUGUUCGGGCGGGUAUCUGUGCUUGUGUACGAUUGUAGUCGACGAAGGAUCUCAUGAGCCACUUGCAGAGCUCCUCGUGCUUGACAUUCACACCCAUGAACACCAUACGAUCUGCAUAAGGCCGCAAUUGUAUCUUGCUCACGCCGUUUCCGUUUCCCCCCUUGUCUGCGUCUGUUGAUGUUCGUUGUUUACUGGGUGAGAAGUGCUGCAUCAUGAAGUCUCGGACGGUGUGCUCGUUGAAGUAACUCAAAGACCGCUCUGUGGCAUACAACUUGUUGCCUGCACGCAUCAACAGGGGCACGGAUGGCCAGACAGACCCUGGAAGUCUCCCUGUCCACCACACGCGUACCCAGUGUGUUGUUAUGGUACGCAGUUAUGUGGAGCAUCUCGGUGAGGAAAGCAUCCGGCUUCUUCUCCUGCAGCAACAACACAUACCACAGUUCCGCCUCGUUGCUGCUCGCUCGCUUUAGGUCUGUCCGUCGCUGUUUACCAAUUGGCGCCUUUGCUUGUCGACGAAUCUGUGUCUGUCCUUGACCUCCCAGUUGAGUAGCCGUGGAAAGAGCACGUUGCCGAUCAACAUGGGCACCAGCAGCGGCAUGUAAUGACGCAGACACUCUGCCUGGUAUACCACAUGCUCUCUAGCAUUUCAGAGACGCAGGGGAUACAGAAAGAUGGAUGUUUGCAGGCGUGACAACACUGCUGAGCCAUGGCAGACCUUCCGGCUUGGCACGUGGCGUUCGCGCCGAGUGCCUCUAUGGUUUUGAUGGUGCGAAGGUAGGACAGGUGUGCAGUGGAGUGGUAGGCCAUCAGCUCUAUCAUGUGCGACACCCCAUAGUUGGUCACGUCCUCGUAACGGGAACCAGCAUGCACAAAUAGACCUGACACACAUAAGCAGCCGAAAGGACGGGGAUAAUGUGUCAGCCCCCCACCCCUCCCCGCAUGUGCGCACUACUACAUCCACCGACCGAGUGAGCAUGUGAGUCCGUCCCUGUCGAUGGAGACGAUCUUGAGGCCAUUCUCUAGAGUUGAGUACUCCAGCUCGGGCUUCUUCAACUCACUCAAAUCGGGCGCAUGAUACUCGCCCUGAACAUUCAACAUACACACAUAUCACUGACAGCCGUCUGCCAUGAACAGUGACGAGCAGACCUGCCUUCCUGCCUGCCCUCCCUUCCAUCCCCCUCCCCUGCGUACGUACGUUCUUGAGUAUGCUUUUGUCCAGCGGUGUGUUUGCGUAGAUGUUCUGGACGGGAUCUUCGUCUCCGAUGAAGUAGUACUUGAAGUCGGGCACCUCCUCCAUCACCAGCUCCAUGUCCUCCUUGACAAACGGCACUGUCUUGAACGUCGGCUUGCUCGCCUUGGCCACCGCAGAUACAGCAGACGCAGACGCUGCCGCGGCGGACGCCUGCUGGCGCACGCUCAGCCGGUGCCCGGCGGGGGACAGCAGCGACGGCACAGGCAGACGCCUCAGGCAGCGCAGCGUGCCGCUCCUCAUCUUCCUUGACUCAGGUCUCUUAGGGUCUUGCAUGAAACGGCCUCUGCAAGCGAUCGGCGGCCUGGCUGUUCCCUACGGCUACAGCCCACCCAACAACCCCUCCAGCUGCCCAGGGUGCGGUUCCGCCUUCACCCUCACCCAUGCCCCGGACUGCGCGAAGGGCGGGCUGGUGAUACAGCGACACAACGAGCUGCGGGACGUGAUU